This is a messenger RNA of Aplysia californica (California sea hare), 5032 nucleotides long. Its product is annotated as major egg antigen. The record is from RefSeq and is a predicted model, not a curated record. Gene Ontology annotation, biological process: protein refolding; response to heat. The transcript is spliced from 7 exons. The coding region runs from base 190 to 1161 and encodes 323 amino acids. NCBI's taxonomy places the organism in Eukaryota, Metazoa, Mollusca, Gastropoda, Aplysiida, Aplysiidae. Gene Ontology annotation, molecular function: protein folding chaperone.
AGAUCUAGAUCUAGGUCUCUAAACUUACCUUGUGAAACGGAUCCAGUUGUGAAUGAACUUUCUCUUCUUCGUUGGGAGUUCAAUGAGAAUCAUCGAAGGAACUUUGGAUUUCUGUGAUUACGAGGAAUAAUAGAAUAAUAGACUGUCGACGAGUGCACGGAAUCUUGGGAUACACACCUACGUUUCAAGAUGGCGACGCGUUAUAUUUCGGAGAUCCACGUGCCCAUCAAGAAGGACGACAUGAGCUUCCAAGACCGCCAGAUCAAACAGUGGGGCGAGAUGGAGACACGCAUGCAGGAGCGACGGAAGUUAUGGGAAGACGAGUUCGAUCGAAUGCGCCGGGACUUCUUCACCUUGAAGCCCGCGGAGAAAUCCCCUCAGGCCUUGGCCUCCAUCAACCUAGACACCGGCAUGAAGAGCAUGUUUGAGGCGGACGCCGACGGGGUUCAAAGGUUCAAGGUCAGGUUCGAGGUCAGCGAGUUCCAGCCCGAGGAAAUACAAGUGAAAGUCCAGGAUAACAAGUUGAUAGUGAAUGCCAGACAUGAAGAGAAAUCAGCACAAACUUCUGUGAGCCGGGAGUACAGUCGUCAAGUUGACAUUCCAAGCAGUGUAGACCAGGAGAAGAUGCAGUGUGUCCUCAGCAAAGACGGUAUCCUCAGCGUUGACGCGCCCACCACGCAGCCAUCCCUCACCGGAAGCGACGCCAUCUUCCCUGUCAAGUCUUCACCUCCAGUGAAAUCCUUGGACGUAGCGACCCCAGUGAAAAACCCCAUCAUCACAGAAGCUGAUGGUUCCAGAAAACUUAGGCUACAGGUUGACAUUGGAGAGUUUAGCCCAGAAGAUGUGGUUGUCAAGACCAUGGACAGGAAGUUAAUCGUGCAUGCUGAACAUGAGGAGAAGACAGCAGGACGUACACUACACAAGGAGUUCAACAAGGAGUAUGACUUGCCAGAAUCCGUAGAUCCAGCAACCAUCCAGGCGUACAUUGCUGAUGACAAAAAGCUGACCAUUGAAGCACCCCUCAAGCCUGCCCAAAGAAAACUCUACUCCGUCACACAGAGCCAGGAUGUUAGGAAAGUAGUGGUUACAAAAGAGUCAUCAGUCACCAUCACAGACGGACAGAACAGACCGGUGGUCACCAUAAGCGUGCAUCGGAAGUGAUAGACUCAUUAUUAUUUUUAUGUUAUUUAUACAAAAUUCUACAAGUUGUAAUUUUAAAAAAAACUCUCUCUCAUCAACAUUCGCCUGAAAGGAGCUCAUGUUGUAGAGAAAUAAGUAUAUGUUUACAACUCAGUGCUGAAUUUAAGAAGAAGAUAAAUUACCUAUAGGGUUAUUUCCUAUAAAAAGUCGUAAUGCUCCAUACAGUUCAGAUAUUGAAUUAUCUUAGAAUUGCUAUAAUUGUUGUACAAAAUUUAGCUAAUGUAAAGAUUUAGCCUAUCUUGUUGUGUGCAAGUUGACAGCUGUUUUUUGCGUGUGGUCUUUACUUUCAGUCUGAGACAGGGUAACCCUAAAAAUGUAGAAAGUGCUAUGCCUGCAAUUGUUCCUGUGCGUAAUUAUUUAUGAAAUUUUCAUUAUUUAAUUUUUCUUCAUUCAUAAAAGUCACCUAUCUCUCUAUCUCUCUCUCACUUUCAUGAGCUUCACGAACAGACAAGUGUGCGAACACACAUGCAAACACACAUACACGCACACACACACACACACACACCCGCACACACACACACACACUAACACACACACUAACAAAUACACACUUCCAUAGUUUCCCCAAAUCUUAAAAAAAUUUUAAUAAUGAAGGCAAAUAAUUAGAUAAGUACUAAGCCAUGGCUGGGAGCAGCAACAACAACAAACACCGUUGCUGCUACACAAGACAAAUGAAAGUGGAAGUCCAUGAUCGCGCACGCCGGUCGGCAAGGCACCGGAUGAUGAUGAUGAUGCAUAGGCCUACAUGAUCCAUGUCCCGCGAUGGAAUUUGCAUCUUCAUAAAAUGCAACAAGGCCUCUUUAUGUAAUGUAUACUCUGUGUGAGUUAUGCUGAACUGUACUGUCAUCAAUUAUUCUCUAGUGUACAUUGCUAAAUUACAAAUCUUUUCUUGAAACAGUGGUCCAAAUCAGGUGUUGAACUACAGUUUAUUAUACAUUCUGAAAUGAGGAACUUUAUUACGGCAGUUGAGCUCACCAUAAUCUAUGUGCUAUUCACAAACUAUAUCAAAAUAUCUUCCACUUUCAGCAAUACUUGUAAACAUGCCUCAACCAAAGAAAAAGGCUACAAGUCAGCUUCACAUUGCUAUGAUAAUGAAACAGCUUGAAGGCCUUAAGUUUCCUGUUUAUUUUCCUGACACUAGCAAGUUGUAUAGGCUUUUCUUGUUUAGUAUGGUACUGUAUAAUCUUUUAAAUGUGUUUGCUGCUGUUCUGAUGGUGAUGCUGCUGUUUUUAUCUGGCCUUUGUUCAGUUUUCAGUGAGUUAGUCCAACGUGUUGUCAGCUUGUUAUCUUACUUUAACCAUUUUCUGUUGUUGUUUUUUGUACAGUUUGUCACCCACCCAUUAUAAAAAGUUACAUGUACAUGUUCCUGUUUUGAUACAUAUAUCAUGCACUCUAUCUUUCAUGUCUAGAAAUAUUGCUGGAUAUUAGGCAUUGAGGAAGAGAGCUUCCUCAUCGUUUCCUUACAUUUAGCUAUACAUUUGUGGAAAAUUGUUAUAUGAUAUAUAUACAUGUACUUGGCCUUCGAGUGUUAUAACAUGGGUUGAUGUGGCUUGCUAAGAGAUGGCAAAUGUGCAACCUGUAUGCUGUAUACAAGAACUGCAAGUUUGAUGUGCAACAUAUUUAUUACAACAAUGAUGUGCAACAUAUUUAUUACAACAAUGAUGUGCAACAGGAUAUAAGAACUCGAAAGCUUCAGUCUCUCCUCCCACAACCAUAGUUACAGUGAUACUCUACCCAAGCAGCUUGAUUUUUUGCGAUACAAAACAUAGAAUUAUUGUUCAGUUUCAGCAAUGGGAAAUGGAAUUUUUUUUUUUUCACAAAAUACUCUUUAACUUAAAUUUAGUUCCCAAAGAAAUUACUGGAAGAUCUCAAAAGAUGACAACAAGAAAUGUCUUCUUAAAUUCUCAUAGUUUGUCAAGCUGCAGUGUAAAUGGACUGAGAUUAAAGUUAUAAAAUCACUCUUAAUCCAUGAUUUGUGGCCUGUAUACGGUAUACCCUGGCUGCGUUUUUGACAAUAACUUUUAUGACAUUGAAUUAAAUAGACCCAUAUUAUGGCAUAAGGCUCUACUUAAUCUAAUGGAGGAUCUCCUGGUCAACAGGACCAAAGGUUUGGUUUUUCAAGUUGAAAAGCAUUUCAAUAGCUGGUCCUUAGUUCUUGCAUUUAUUUUGGAGCAUUAUCAAUCUACGUAAAAAUUAUUGUUAUAUUGAUGAAUGUGCAAUAUUACAUUUAAUAUAUAUAUAUAUUAAAUUAAAACAUUGUCUCAACACACAAAGUUUGCUUUAUGUAUACCGUAAUAUAUAUAUUAUAUUUAUGAAGGGCAAGAGGGAAAAACCAGUGAUGUCAGGUUUUUGCAGUUUUGAGAUAAUCGAAAAGCAAACUUUAAAGAUUUAUAACUCUUUUUCUGCUACAAUGAUCUCUCCACUGUUUACAUUGACUUCCAAGUAUGACCAUUUGCAUUGUAAAUGAGAAAUUGUCACAGUCCUCAUAACAUGCGUGUUUCGGUGAUAGCAAAAUAGAAAAAUUAUGUAGCAAACUGACAGCGCUGGUUUUCCCCUUAUACGCUGUUGGAAAAGUCUCCACCUUCUAGGAAGUAAAUGAAUUAUGUGUUUCUUUACUCAUUUGUGAAUACAAACAAAACUAAAUGAGUCAAAUAAGAAAAUUGUGCACCGUUCUGUAAUAUUUACUUUUAUUCUGUUUAAUAUUCAUUUUCGGAUGACGACUCAGAGUCAUCAGACUCUUGUGUGGCACUUGGUCCUCCAGCAUGGGGCAGUUCGGAGAAAAGCUGUCGGACCAGAACACCUUAAGGACCUUCAUGUCUGCAAAUUUGACAGCUUUGAUGGUCAGCAGGCUCUUAUAGAGGGGUUUCAGGGGCUGGAGUCUUGCUGCAUGCUUCUUUUCCACCGGUUUCAUAAUGAUUGCGGAGUGAAACGGACCAUUCCAGCUCUCUCUAUACUGCAUUAGCUGUGGAUGGGCGUGUGAGAUGCAGAUAUCAAGCAGAGGUCGAGUGGGUAUAGGGAAAGAGACAUGGUAGUACAGUUUAAGGUUUUCGGACACAUUGUGAAAUACGGCUUGUGUCAUCCCCACUACUGAAGCAGUGAGGGUUUCCAAAGGGCUGUCUUGAAUUGCUCCACUCAACUGGCUGUCAUAUAUCUAAAGUGACCUUCUCAUUCACCACUGCCAUGUCUCUGUAGCGUUCCAUGUAGCUGUGGCCUCUCACUGGAAAUGAGAUUUUAAUUUGUUCAUACCUUUCCUGGUGGACAACAACACGAUAGAGAAAACAGAUCAGCGUCUAGAUCUUGUUCUGGCCUGUGCACGAGUUACAAUGCUGGCAGAAUGUGAAUAACGUAAGUACAUGUAGCAGCAUGCUGGCCACAUCGUCUCCACCCCUUUUGCCGACUGUCUCGUAGUAACAGUACAGGUUUACUGUUUUAUCACUUAGAGCGUAGAUUUUAAAGGUGAAGAAAGAUAGCUGCCAACGACUGUACAAAUUGUUUGCCAAGAUGUUUGGGCAGCCCAAGUUCUCCGAAAAUUCUAAGGUUAGCGUAACAUGGGUGCCGAUGAAUGAUUUUCCAGUUUAGCAGCGCAUAUAAGAACAGUGCGGGGGUUCGAGCCUCAGCUCAGUCUGACGCUGUGUUCUUGGGAAAGGCACUUUACAUGAAUUUCCUGUUUGGCUCGGUCCUUUCGGGGAUGGACUUAAACUUGGAGGUCCUGCCACUUAAAUGACCUAGUAGUGUUGACAGGGGCGUUGAAACUAUAACAUUUCACCUUUUUUCACUGAAAUAUGAUCACUGAUUGGUCACAAAGGGACGCAAUAAAGAAAAGUAUGCUUGA